GGUACGUCGACACAGUCACGUCUACACAUUCUCAGUUAGGAACAACACGAGAGGAAAGGAAAGAUGGCGACGAUGCAGAUGUUUGGAAGAACCGGUAACAAAAAGACGGGAAUCAUCCUCGCGGUGAUUGGAGGUCUGAUGUUUGCGAUUGGCAUUGCACUGGUAAUCACGGGCGCUGCGCUGCCCUGUUCUUUUGAUGAAGACGACUGGGACUACGACUGCAAUAGCAAACUUCCUCUCUUUAUAACAGGAGGAUUUAUGCUGCCUUUUGCAUUGAUUAUUCUGGGGUUAGGACUUACGAUCAUUUGCUACAUUCGUCAUGCAUCAUUAAUUACUUCUGUGUCUACGAGGACAGACAUGCAUAUAAGCCAUCAAUAUGGAACAACUACAGUAUCAGCACAGCGGACGGUAGGAAAUUCACCAUAUCCACAGCAGGCAGCAGUUCCUCCAUACCCACAGCAGGAAGCAGCUCCACCAUACUCACAGCAGGCAGCAGUUCCUCCAUACCCACAGCAGGAAGCAGCUCCACCAUACUCACAGCAGGCAGCAGUUCCUCCAUACCACAGCAGAAUCCGGUCCGUCAUACCCACAGCAGGCAACAGCUCCAACAUAUCCACAGCAGGCAGCAGCUCCACCAUACCCACAACAAGCAGCAGCUCCACCAUACCCACAGCAGGCACCAAUUCCACCAUACCCACAGCAGGCCCCAGGUCUCCCACACGAACAAGGCCCAAGAUCAGCCCUAUCCUGAAAAGAGUGCAUAUUAAGAGCCUCCACAAUGAGCUUACAUUGAGUACUCACCACGGGUAA
This is a messenger RNA of Penaeus vannamei (Pacific white shrimp), 810 nucleotides long. Lineage: Eukaryota; Metazoa; Arthropoda; Malacostraca; Decapoda; Penaeidae. The record is from RefSeq and is a predicted model, not a curated record.